UCUAAUAUUAUAUUCUAGGGUUAACUGUUAUAUUAGUCCCUGUCUUUGUCUCGCCGUCUGAGGUAGGUCCCUCCCCGGAAAAAAAUUUGUCUGAAGUCCUCUUGUUUGAAAAGUGGUUGGAGCAGGCCCUCGCCGGAGGGCGGAGCUCCGGCGAGUGCAUGUGUGGCUUGGUGACUAGGAUUAAUGAACCCACGUGGCAUUAAAAAAUAAAUAUUAAAUUACAACUCAGAAUUUUAAACCUAAUUAACCUAUUUCUAAUUAACCCUAACUUAAUUAACCAAAAACUAAUUUCCCCCCCAAACUUAACCCAAUUCACACCAAAUCAACCCUACCCCCAAAUCAACCCAAUCCCAAUCUGAAGUAGCAGGGUUCUUCCCCUACCAUCGUCUACCAUCGAAUUCUCCGUCAUCGUUCGUGUUCUCGCCGGUUCUCUUGCUCAGGCUCGCCGCUCAUUGUGCUUCUUCAAAGAUGGUUUUUACACUGGUUGUGCGACAUGGUGGUUGGUUUGGAAGUAGUCCUUACUGGCAUUACUUCGGUGGUGCCAAAAGUGAGUUCCAUGAUCUUGAUGAGUCUAAAUGGUCCUACUCUAAGACUGUGGAAAUUGUCAAAGGUCUUGGCUACAAAGAGUUUGAUUUACUAUGGCUUCCUGAUGAGGAUGUUGACUGGCAUGUUUUCAGGAAUUACACAACAGAUAUGGAUGCCAAGGAAUUUGCUAAAUAUGCAGUUGAAAAUGACCAUGAAGGUGUUAUAUUUGUGGACAAUCUAUCCAAAGACCCUCCCACUCUACCUACUGCAUUAAAGGAAAAGAAGAAAGAUGCCAACAAGAAUGUUAAGGUACAAAAACUAAGGGUGAGAAAGUCUGGUAGGUUGCAAGCAAUGGUGAGACAAGGAACAAAUAAGGGACCUCCUGAAGUUGUAGAGUUAUCUGAUGAUGAGCAAUUUCCUAAUGAAGUUGCAAUGCUACAAAAUGAAACUGUUCUCUCUGAACCUGUUCUCCUUGAAGCUGUGAUUCCUGAACCCGUUAUCCCUAAUGUUGUGGACCCUGAAGUUGCAGUUCCUGAAGUAGUAGAUGGGGUAGAUGGUGAUAAAGCUGUUGAGGAUAACCAGGAAGAAGAAAAUGAUGAUUCUGAUGUUUCUGAAGUUGAUAGGGUCGAUGAUAGUGAAGAAGAAAGGGAUUUAGCAAAAGGGGAGGAAGUUACAAACCCAGGAUUUGCUCAGGCUGAGUCCCUAUUGAAUGAGCACAUUACUCAAAUGCUUCAACAAACUGCAGCAGAUAAUGAUGAUGGGGAAAAGAGAGAUGAGACAGAUUUAUGUGGAGGCUAUGAGAGUGAGGACCUUGAAAGUGUCCCCACUGAUAGUGAGCAGGAAGGGAUUCCUAGGAGAAGGUUUGAAAGAUUCAAUGAGGAUGACAUGGGCCCAAAUUUCAAAUUCACAUUGGGUAUGGAGUUUAUAUCACUUACACAGUUCAAGGAAGCCCUCACUGACUACUGUAUGAAAAAUAACAGGGAAUAUAAAUUCAAGAAGAAUGACAGUAAGAGAUGCAGGGUUGUAUGCUUGAGUGAUGGCUGUCCAUUUGUGAUCUUAUGUAGCAAAGUUGGAAACAAACAGACUUAUAGAAUCAAAACUCUUAAGGGAGAGCACACAUGUGCAAGGGUUUUUGAUAAUAAGUCUGCCAAUGUUAGAUGGGUGAAGAAAAAUUUGUUGAACAAAAUCAGGACUGUAAACAAAAUUAGCACAAAUGAGAUUGUUGAUGAUUUCAGGGUAAAUCUGGGAAUUGGAAUUACCAGAUACAGAGCUUGGAAAGGUAAGAAGUUGGCAACUGAGGAGGUUGAUGGAGCUGCUGAAAUACAGUAUACUUUGCUUUGGAGAUUCAGCAAUGAGUUGAGAAGGAGGGAUGCAGGUAACACAUGCAAAAUCAACUUUGUGACACCAAGAGCUAGCUUGCAUCCUAGGUUCCUCAGAUUUUAUAUGUGCUUAGAAGGGUGUAAGAGAGGGUUUCUGGGGGGAUGUAGGCCAUUUAUUGGCUUGGAUGGAUGUCAUCUGAAAACAAAACAUGGAGGGAUCCUUUUGUCAGCUGUAGCUCGUGAUCCAAAUGAGGAAUACUUCCCCCUUGCCUUUGCUGUGGUUGAAUCAGAGAACAAGGACAGUUGGAGGUGGUUUAUGGAGCUGUUGAUGGAUGACAUUGACCCUACAAGGUCAAGUAGAUGGUGCUUUAUCUCAGACCAACAAAAGGGUUUGAUGGAAGUCUUCAAAGAAGAGUUGCUCCAAGGUUGUGAUCAUAGGCUGUGUGUGAGACACUUAUAUGCAAAUUUGAAGACAAAGUUUGGUGGUGGAGUUCUUUUAAGGAACCUGAUGAUGGCAGCCGCAAAAGCUACAUAUGAAGAAGAAUGGAGGGAGAAAAUGCAGCUCAUUAAGGAAAAGAAUCUGCUUGCCUUUGAAUGGUUGAUGGAGAAACCAACAUCUUCUUGGUGCAGGCAUGCAUUUAGCAUUUGGCCCAAGUGUGAUGUCAUCAUGAACAACCUCUCGGAGUCCUUCAAUGCUGCAAUUAUUUUGGCCAGAGACAAACCUAUUCUCACUAUGAUGGAGUGGAUUAGGACCUAUGUCAUGGGGAGGUUUCCAAAGAUGAUGGAGAAGCUUAACAACUGGACAGGUCAGAUUAUGCCAAAGCCACUUAAAAGAAUAGGAUUUGAGGUGGGAAAGAGCAAGAAUUGGAUUCCUAGGCAAAGGCAUGUUGUAAGCUUGAGGAACAGGAAAUGCAGCUGCAAAUUCUGGGAGAUCAAUGGCUUUCCUUGCAGGCAUGCAGUGUGUGGAAUUAACUUCAAGGGUUAUGAUCCAAAGAGCUAUGUUGAUGAUUGUUACAAAAGAGAUGCUUUCAGGGCUACUUAUGAACAUGAAAUCACUCCACUUCCUGGCCCUGACCAGUGGAUUGUGACACCAAAUGACCCUGAGUGCAUUCUGCCACCACUAUUUAAGAGAGGUGCAGGGAGGCCCAAAAAAUUGAGAAGGAGGGACCCAUAUGAUGACCCUAAUCCAAACAAGUUGAAGAGAGGAGGUGCUUUUGUGAGGUGUAGCAGGUGCAACCAGUAUGGACACAAUAAGAAAGGCUGCAAAAACCCAAUUGAAGAAGAGAUAGAGAUAGAUGCAGCAGAGCUUGAUGCCCAGAUGGAUGCAGUACUGGAGAAAUUGUUGGAGACUGAAUCACAACAGGCCACUGCAGCUCCAGCUCCAGGUGAUGAAACACACCAACCAACAACUGGUCAGAAUAAGAAAGAGAAAAAAGGUAAUAAGAGGUGCAGUGUGUGCAAGCAAUAUGGUCACUAUAAGACAAGUUGUAAGAAAUACCCAAAGAAAACCCCCAAUGAACCAAUUUCUCUACCUGGGAUUGUGAUAAGGGAACCAACUUCUGCUACUGUCCAAGUCCCUCACAAUAAUGGAAAACAGAAAGAAAAGGUACCUGAAAUUCCUAGAUCUUUUGAUGAUGGCUGCAUUAAAAGCAAAUAUAUAGCUGCACUAAUUCAUGACAAUGGAGGGGCGACUACUUCAUGUUCUAUGGUUGAAAAUCCUGAACCUGGCAGCUCAGAUCCAACAGGUUCUGUAGCAGAUGCAGGACAUCAAAUGGAAAUAAUAGAAGAAGAAGGUGGAGGAAAUGUUCCAACACAGUGCAGUGUUGUGAUGGACAACACCCUUGGAGGUUCAACUUGACUGUGAUUUGGAUGAGGGACAACUUUAAUGGAGUGGGAAUCUUUUUUUGUCAAAAGCAGCAGAUGCACCACAUGGCCACUAGGGUCAAAUUUUUUGUAAUAUUUAGGGAGUGGGGAUUUGUGGACCACAAAACUAUAGCCACUUGCUUUUGUUAGUUAUUAAAACAGGCUUUUAUGUUGUUUAUGUUGUUUUGUUUGCUGUGACUAUAUGGUCCAAACAACAAGUUCAUGUUUAAGUCCUCCUUAUGUAUUGAUGUUGCACUUCAAAUUCAAGGUUAAAGUCCUUCUCUUGUUUC
Molecule: messenger RNA, 3997 nt
Organism: Lotus japonicus
Lineage: Eukaryota; Viridiplantae; Streptophyta; Magnoliopsida; Fabales; Fabaceae
Exons: 6
Coding region: 469-3702 (1077 amino acids)
Molecular function (GO): zinc ion binding; nucleic acid binding
Source: RefSeq, a predicted model, not a curated record